Molecule: messenger RNA, 474 nt
Organism: Uranotaenia lowii
Lineage: Eukaryota; Metazoa; Arthropoda; Insecta; Diptera; Culicidae
Product: 39S ribosomal protein L34, mitochondrial-like
Exons: 2
Coding region: 133-420 (95 amino acids)
Biological process (GO): translation
Cellular component (GO): ribosome; mitochondrial large ribosomal subunit
Molecular function (GO): structural constituent of ribosome
Source: RefSeq, a predicted model, not a curated record
AGCUGAAGAUUUUCCAUGCGUGCUGUCAAAUAUUCCGGAAAAGUGUAAAUAUUGCAUUAAUUACGUAAAACUUGCCAAACAAAUUGUUUUAAGAGCGGCGUUUCCAUUUUUUUUAAAGAAUAUUCUAUCACCAUGGCCCUCGUUCGAUCCUUCCAAAUUUUAAUCCCCCUGGUAGCACCGAAGAUGCCCACAACAUCGCUGCUGGGUGCCGGUAACUUGGCCAGCAGCCUAACGGAAGCUUCGGCUGGCGGUGCUUGGUCUACCCUAUCGGCACGGACCGUCAUCCGCAAUCAGUUUCCCCGGGCCAAAGAAACCAAACGGGUGCGAGUUCAUGGCUGGUGGACCCGAAUGGCCACCCGGGAAGGUCGACGAAUCUUGAUGCGCCGGAUUUUGAAGGGUCGUCAUGUGUUGUCUCAUUAAUUGUCACUUGAAUAGAUUAGCUCUAAUAAAUUACUGUUCGAUUAUGCCUCAUAA